Molecule: messenger RNA, 1837 nt
Organism: Dendroctonus ponderosae (mountain pine beetle)
Lineage: Eukaryota; Metazoa; Arthropoda; Insecta; Coleoptera; Curculionidae
Gene: Orc5
Product: origin recognition complex subunit 5
Exons: 2
Coding region: 528-1796 (422 amino acids)
Biological process (GO): DNA replication; DNA replication initiation
Cellular component (GO): nuclear origin of replication recognition complex; nucleus
Molecular function (GO): DNA replication origin binding
Source: RefSeq, a predicted model, not a curated record
ACCUCCGACCAGCCCACCAGCGCAUAUCUGUGAUUGUUGUUUUUUUUCUAGUUUAGUCUAGUUACUGUUGUUUUUUGUCUGUGCUCAACCAGCUAUUUUUAUGCGGAUACCUGACGAACGCCACUGGCGAGUGCAAUUGAUGCGAAACGGCGUGCAAUAGUCACGCUUGGCCGGCCUGGCCACAUGCCCCCUAGAGGGCGCCACUUUGCUCACUGUUUUAUUGGAGCAAUGCAUGCGUAGCCAAUGCGGCUGAAACUGUUGCAAUUGUGUGUAAAUAAACUGUUCGAUUGAGUGAGUUUUGGGUGGUUUUUCCCCUUCGGGGACUUUGGGAGGCGGCACUGGCUGGCGCCAUCUCGGGGCCAUGUUGCGCAACUCCAGUUGUCAUGGUGUCAGCGUUCUUUGGUGGUAACACGAAGUGUUUUAACGGCUUUUUUGUGCUCAGGGGGCGAGUUGCGGCGCAGGGGGGCCAGCCCCCAUGUUGGCAGUAGAAUCGUCGCCCGGCCGACAUAACCUCACAAACCCAUCAGAUGGACGCCCUGAGCAAGUCCUUCCCGGGCAGGGAGCCCCAAAUCGCGCAACUGCUCGCCUACUUCAGGGCGGCGCCCUACCCGCCCGCUGUCUACAUCCGGGGGGGCCCCAGCAGCGGCAAGUGCGCCAUAGUGAGCGGCCUUUUGGGGGCCCUGCGGAUCCGGCACGCCCUGGUCGAUCUCGUUGAGUGCUACAGCAGCAAGGUGCUGUUCGAGCUGGUGCUCAACCAGCUGAGCGGACAUCGGGUGGAUCCAGCGGUGGGGGCGCCGUUCGCGGCCUGCGACCACCUGAUGGACUUUGUGGGCCAGUUGGGGCGCAUUGAGGGCCUGGACGGGUCGGUGGUGGUGCUGCGGCACGCCGAAGAGCUGCGGAAGAUGGAGGCGAACGUGCUGGCCGGGUUUUUGGGGCUGCGCCAGCUCACGCGUGUGCGAGUGUCGGUGGUUUUGCUGUCGGAAGUGGCCUUCGAGAAGUACUACCAUAAGCUGAACCUGAGCGAGCCGCUCAAAGUGCACUUUCCCCAGUACUCGAUGGAGCAGCUGCUGGACAUUCUGCAGCUGGAUUUUCCGCACGCGGAGCAGCUGAGCGCUGUGCAGGUGGAUCGCGAGUUCCACCGCAGCUACCUGAGCGUGUUCCUGCCGGUGUUCUAUCGGGCCUGCCGCGAUCUGAGCGAGCUGCGCCACAUGAGCAGGAAGCACUUUGCGCAGUACUGCCAGCCGGUGCUGGAUCAGCAGCUGCGCGCCCAGGACUCGUUGGCGCUGUGGAAGCGCAUCGCGCCGAUCUUCAACGCGGCCACCUCCGUGCUGUAUCUGCGCGUCAGCUCGAAGCAUCCAGGCCAGGGCCUGGAGCUGCCGUUCUACUCCAAGUAUCUGCUGAUCGCCGCUUAUCUGGCCAGCUACAAUUCCAGCACGGACGACAAGCGAUUGUUCAUGAAGUUCCACGGGAAGAAGCGCAAAACGCGGCACGAUAUCGAGCGGAAGAACAAGCCGUCGGCGCAUUUGAACACGCAGAUCGGGCCGAAGGCCUUCACUCUGGAUCGGCUGCUGGCCAUCUUCUACUCCAUUCUGGAGGACAAGGUCGGCUUCAACAACCACCUUCUGAUCCAGGUGUCCAGCCUGGUGCAGCUGCAGCUGCUCUCGCUCGCCUCCGACGAGUGCAGCCUGGAUGAGCGCAAGUACAAGUGCAACGUCAACUUUGAGACGAUCCAGACGAUUGCCAGGAUGGUGGGCUUCAAUGUGCGGAAGUUUCUCACCGAUUUCAGUCACAUGUGAAGCUGUUUGUCUAUUGAGGAAUAAAAUUGUGCUGAAUUUGA